AUGACAAGUAGACAAGAAUUACAUCUGCAGCCAAAGCAAGAUUACUUGCGAUGGUGUCUUGAUUAUAGUUUCCCAAAAUGGCCUCUUUUACAACAUUUUCGAUGUACUCUCCCACACAAAUACUCUUACAUUUCAAUUAUGAACAUUCUCAUUAACUGUCAACUAGGGAAUUCCGUAGAAGGGAAAUCUAACAAUUUCUUUACCCCAUCAUCCGGAAUUAUAAUGGUGUGCGGUAGUUUUGAUAACAGAAUUUUAGCAUUUACAACCCAGCAUUGUCUAACUGUUGAGGUUUGUAUAUUUGUGCCUCUUCUUUUGUAUCCGAAACUCCAUUCAGUCGUAAUUUAUGUAGCUAAAAAUGCAUUUAAGAGCACUGAAGAAAUUAUUUUAGCCAACAAUAUAUGGGUCCUUAUCUGUUUUAACAAAAUUGAUAUCAUGAUCCGUAAAAGUGAAGUAAAAACGUUAUUUGAAGUCUUUAUCUUACUAAUACUAAUCAGAUCAGUUAGCGCAAAAAAGAAGGCAAAUUACCCAUUAAAACAAAACGAAUUAUUGCUGCUGUUGUGCUAUGAUUAA
Echinococcus granulosus is the source of this 570-nucleotide messenger RNA. RefSeq lists its product as hypothetical. The transcript has 4 exons. NCBI's taxonomy places the organism in Eukaryota, Metazoa, Platyhelminthes, Cestoda, Cyclophyllidea, Taeniidae. Bases 1 to 570 code for a protein of 189 amino acids. The record is from RefSeq and is a predicted model, not a curated record.